CUUUCCGGGUCAAUGUAAAAAUAAGACAUAGGUCUCCUAGCCGUUUUUCAGGUAGCGCUUUUAUCCAUUAUUAAGGUUUUAUUUUUAACUUCCAGACGUCGUGGGUGGCAGUUAACAUUUUUACGUAUAAUGAAACCUCUCGGAGCACGAUGGGGGUUACAAAGGUUUGGUCUUGAGGCGGAUUUAAGUAAUUAAUUGGGCUAAAUGAACAAGAUAGCAUGUGAUGUAGCCUGAGUAUUUGACCCAGGUAUCAGGUAACGAAAGGGAACGUCAACCUAAAGGAUCAAUUAAAGGACUUUGCCGCGUGUUGCAGCGCCAUCUUGCGGUGUCGUUGUAAUCAGAGGAUUUAACCCGGACGUGAAAGUGCAGCGGUUAGCAUGGGGAGCAAAGUCAGCUCCAAAAUGGCAGCUCCCACCGCCAGAGUUAUUCAGGCUGUGCGGCCUCAUGCACCUAUGAUUAAGUUUCCGACCAGACACGGUAUCCCUAAACCAAACGCCCAAGAAGCAUUAAAAACACUAGCAGUCAACUUCCAGCAACACAACACUCCCAGUUCACCAUCACCACCUCAAAUACCCAAAAGCCAAGUAUCUGUCACCCCCAUCGCUGGCAUCCCCGACACCUUGGCCUCCAUACAAGUACUUCCUGCAAGGUACCGCCGCAGACCCAUGGCGGUGGAGGAGAUGGACUACAUUCAGCGUGGUGGACCUGAGUGAUGACACAAUUUAAUGACUGCAACCAAAGUCCUUAUCUCGGCACAAAGUAAAAUAAAAUUACACAAAUCCUCUUAUAAAUGUACAUAUGUUUGUUAGAUAUGAAUCUUUCUGUUGACAGUGGAUGUCAUCUUGUCUCAACUUGGCAUGUUGACAAGCUAUCCUGCCUGAAACUGCUGCUUUAGAUUCUAUUGCAAAAUUGGGACUUUUCCCUGCAAUACUUAAGCAAACACAAGCCUUUUCCCUAACAUGGUGUGUAACUAUCAUGCAACAUCGCGCAACGCUGAGUCAGCUGGUGUUUGUUUAAUGCUGGAUCAUUAAAGCAAUACUCUUA
This is a messenger RNA of Doryrhamphus excisus (bluestripe pipefish), 1044 nucleotides long. RefSeq names its product alpha-ketoglutarate dehydrogenase subunit 4 (gene kgd4). Lineage: Eukaryota; Metazoa; Chordata; Actinopteri; Syngnathiformes; Syngnathidae. The record is from RefSeq and is a predicted model, not a curated record. Gene Ontology annotation, cellular component: oxoglutarate dehydrogenase complex. Gene Ontology annotation, molecular function: oxoglutarate dehydrogenase (succinyl-transferring) activity. Gene Ontology annotation, biological process: 2-oxoglutarate metabolic process.